AUGGGUUAUAAGAGGCAAAAGAUAAAUGAAAAAUUCGAGGCAUUGCCAAACCACGACAGAAGUUUCACUAUGAACAUAAGUGAUAGUGGUUGUCUAUUGAGUAUUGAUACACCAAGAAGGCAAUGCGAACUGGAAGGAAAAGGAAAAGCCAAAUCUGCAUUUUUUGAGUCAACCAAUUCGAAAUUGGCACCUUCAGGACACAUAAAUCACGGCAACUUAUUUGGAAUUAAGACCUUCCUAGCAGCACUUAAAACAUGUAAGUCUCAGCCUUGGCCAAGAUAUUGUCCACAAGUGUUACAGUCCACCAAUGAUGGUAUACAUCUAAAUAUUGCAGAGCAACUCCACUUAUCAGAAGUACAUGAACCAGCAUGCAUCUCAAAGUACUUUAUUACAGCUGCAAUAUCUGUGACAUGCAUCAAACUUCGGAUG
This is a messenger RNA of Striga asiatica, 429 nucleotides long. NCBI's taxonomy places the organism in Eukaryota, Viridiplantae, Streptophyta, Magnoliopsida, Lamiales, Orobanchaceae. The record is from the annotation of a GenBank genome assembly.